AUGAAACGUAUUCAAGGUAAUCGUCAUUCUCCCUCUUCUUCUCUCUCCUCUUUUGUUACCGCCGAUCAACCUACUGCCUCCACUACCACCAUCACAACCUUCUACUCUGCGCUGCUUCCAUCACUCUAUGAGAAAAAACCUAAAACCUUCUACCGCCAUCACAACGAUGCUUCACCUGCUGAAUCAACAGUUAUGACAACUACCUCUUCAUCCGUCGAUCCCAAUCAAAACCUAAACCAAGUCAUCAAUUCAAUUCAGAAAACCCUAGGAACCAUCCAUCAGCUCUACUUCACUGUCUCUUCCUUCAACGGUUCCUCCCAACUCCCACUUCUCCAACGCCUGAGCUUUGUGAGGUUCCUUGAUGAAAAAAAGUCAGCAUCUUCUACUGCAAGAUAUGGCUCACAGGUCCUUCUUACACUCAAAUCAAGGAGUCGAUGUCCUAGACCAAGGUAUAGAGAUGAAUACAGGGGCUACAGGAGGAGAAGUCGCAGCAGAAGCCCUGAUUAUCAUAGAAGACACAGGAGGGGUAGAUAUGAUGAUGAUUAUGACGAUGAGAGAAGCCCAAGACAUAGCUCAAUAACGUAUCAAAUUGUGAAAUGCAUAAAGAAUUUUGUUCAUCAAAUGGAAGCCACAGUUCUGAUGGCUCUUCUUCAGCCUGCACCUGAAACAUUUGAUCUCUUUGAUGAUCUGUUGAGAUUGCAGAAGUGUUUGCGAGCUUAUGGUUUUGAUGUCAUCAGACAGAUAAUGGCUGAUGUCAGUUACUUGUGUCAGCACAUGAAAAGUUUCCCUGAUAGGGGCGCACAUGAUUUGCUAUCAGAAAAUGAAAUCCAGAUUUUCCGUACCCCUGACGGGAUGCUAUCCACUGAGCAAGGCAUUUAUAUUACAGAGUCUGUAGCUUCUAAUAACUUGAAACAAGCAAAAGGCCGCAUCAAGACUUAUGAGAACAAUGACAACAUGGUGAUGACAAUAACAUCAUAUAAUUCCUUAAGCAAUGAUAAUGACAUAAAGCAUGUUCAGGAAAAUGGCAACUCAAAUUCUGGAAGGCGAGACACUGGUGGCAAAGAGCGUUCUAUUGUAGGGAAGAAAGAUGCAGGGAAACCAACAAAAAAUCCUGGCAAGUUAAUUCGUUCGGAAUCUAACACAGCUGGAAGAAGGUCGUAG
This is a messenger RNA of Lactuca virosa, 1161 nucleotides long. The record is from the annotation of a GenBank genome assembly. Lineage: Eukaryota; Viridiplantae; Streptophyta; Magnoliopsida; Asterales; Asteraceae.